AUGGCGUGUGCAGGGCCAGCCGGUGGGCGGCAGCGGGUGAGCAUGCAGGAACACAUGGCCAUCGACGUGAGCCCCGGGCCCAUACAGCCCAUCCACCUCAUUUCUGACUACUUCCCACACUUCUACCCCUUCCUGGAGCCGGUGCUGUGCGCACCAGACCCGCAGGUGGCCCCGGCCAUCCACUCUGCACCCCAGCUGCAGCCCAACCCAGAGCCAGAAGGAGACUCAGAUGACAGCACUGCCCUGGGUACCCUGGAGUUCACGCUUCUCUUUGAUGUAGACAACAGCACCCUACACUGCACAGCCCAUCGUGCUAAGGGCCUCAAGCCACCAGCCUCGGGCUCUGUGGACACCUAUGUCAAAGCCAACUUGCUGCCAGGGUCCAGCAAGGCCAGUCAGCUUCGGACUCGCACUGUUCGAGGCACGAGGGGACCCGUCUGGGAGGAGACACUCACCUAUCAUGGCUUCACUCACCAGGAUGCUGGACGGAAGACCCUGAGGUUAUGUGUAUGUGAAGAUUCACGGCUGCGGCGCCGGCGGCGAGCACCCCCUUUAGGGGAGCUACGCGUGCCCCUGAGGAAGCUGGUGCCAAACCGAGCCAGGAGCUUUGACAUCUGCCUGGAGAAGCGGAGGCUGACCAAGAGGCCCAAGAGCCUGGACACAGCCCGCGGCAUGUCUCUGUACGAGGAGGAGGAAAUGGAGGCAGAGGUGUCUGGGGAGGAACGUGGGCGCAUCCUUCUGUCCUUGUGCUACAGCUCCCAGCGCGGUGGCCUGCUGGUGGGUGUGCUGCGCUGCGCCCACCUGGCCCCCAUGGAUGCCAAUGGCUACUCGGACCCCUUUGUCCGCCUUUUCCUGCAUCCAAGUUCUGGGAAGAAAUCCAAAUAUAAGACCAGUGUUCGGAGAAAGACCCUGAACCCCGAGUUCAAUGAGGAAUUCUUUUACGCAGGUCAUCGGGAGGAGUUGGCCCAGAAAGCACUGCUGGUCUCCGUGUGGGACUACGACCUGGGCACAGCUGAUGACUUCAUCGGUGGGGUGCAGCUGAGCAGCAGAGCCAGUGGGGAACGCCUUCGCCACUGGCGCGAGUGCCUGGGCCGCAGUGACCGCCGGCUGGAACUGUGGCACCUGCUGGACAGUGUGCCCCCCCAACUUGGCGACUAGCCAGCACAGGCCCUGCUCGCAGCCUGUUCAGGGGCCAAGACAUCUGCUGCAGCUGCAAAGAGCUGUAGGUUGGCCCCUACCUGCUGUGCCCAUUCCUGUCUCCUUUCAGUCACCCCACCCCCAAACACUACGCAAAACAAACAUCUGCUUCUGCCAGCCAGGAGCCUGUCCUUUCUCUAGGAACAUCUGCCUCUUCUCUGCCCUCGCCUCACAGGGCAGAGCAGGCCCAUAUUCUGUUUCCCACCCCUUAGAGCAGUGGUUCUCAACCUUCCUAAUUAUGCAAUCCUCCCAAACAGUUCCUCAUGG
Messenger RNA from Peromyscus eremicus (cactus mouse), 1464 nucleotides. RefSeq names its product double C2-like domain-containing protein gamma. The record is from RefSeq and is a predicted model, not a curated record. Gene Ontology annotation, cellular component: membrane. The transcript is spliced from 10 exons. Lineage: Eukaryota; Metazoa; Chordata; Mammalia; Rodentia; Cricetidae. The coding region runs from base 1 to 1158 and encodes 385 amino acids.